AUGCCCGCAGCCUGUCGAGCAGCUUUCGCGGCGCACUCCCUGCUCAAUUCUUUUUCUCUUGGGCACCGCAUGGCCACAGGUAGCGCAAUGUUCUUCUCAAGGCAGCGAAAACUCACCGCGAACGAGGUGCUCGGAGUCAGCCUCGACGCGAGCCCUGCCGAAAUCAAGCGUGCGUUCCGCACCCUCGCGCUGCAGCACCACCCCGACAAGAAGGACGGCGAUGCAGCCCUCUUCUUGAGCAUCUCAGAGGCGUACGAGGAGCUGUCCAGCAAGUCGAGCGGCGAGAGCCCCUCUAUCCCCAACAUGUGUGAGGAGCUGUGGACGGAUCGGUCCGACUCGCCGCUCUGCAAGGCCUGCCUCAACGGCGACCGCGUCGAGGUGAAUCGGCUGCUCGCCGAGGCGCGCUCGGACCCCUUCCAGCAGGACAUCGUAAACAGGCCGGGCCGGUCUGGACUGACGCCGCUCAAGUACGCCUGCGUCAACGGGCACGACGCGAUUGUCGAGAAACUGCUCGAGUCCGGCUGCAGCGUGGAAAUCACGAGCCGGGCGGGCGUGACGGCGCUGAUGGAGGCGUUGCAGACCGCGCUUUCCUUCGCAUGCAUGGCGAGGAGCGGCAGCGAGGCGCGGUGCCGCCUUGGCCGCGCCGGCGCCGACCGCUCUCGCCCCGACGGCGAGGGGAGGACGGCGGCACACUUCGCGCGCAAGGUCAAGAACGAGGCGGUGGCGGCGUGGCUGGAGAAGGGCAUCGACGCGGCGAAGCACGCCGGACUCCAGUCCGCUGUUCAGCUGGUGGUGGAUUGCGGAUGA
Molecule: messenger RNA, 807 nt
Organism: Emiliania huxleyi CCMP1516
Lineage: Eukaryota; Haptophyta; Isochrysidales; Noelaerhabdaceae
Exons: 3
Coding region: 1-807 (268 amino acids)
Cellular component (GO): endoplasmic reticulum
Molecular function (GO): misfolded protein binding; protein-folding chaperone binding
Source: RefSeq, a predicted model, not a curated record